AUGUUCAAGGUUCUCGCUCUCUCAGCUCUCUUCGUGGUUUUCGCUGCUGAGGCUACCAACCUCGCGUGCAAAGGGGAAACCAGUAAUGCCGUUGCUGGAGUCUGCCCAGAAGGCUCCAAGUUAAUCGAUGAGGACAGCUGUUGUCUUGCUGAUUCUGUCUUCGAUGUCAACUCUCAUGCCUGCAAAUCCGAGCCAAUGCCAGCUAUCGGAAAAGAGUGUCCAUACGGAUUCAUCUUGGUAGCUAAUGAGGGUUGCUGUCCAAACUCUGAUGCUUACGCUAAGGAGAACACAGAGGAGAAGAAGUAG
Messenger RNA from Caenorhabditis remanei, 306 nucleotides. RefSeq lists its product as uncharacterized. The coding region runs from base 1 to 306 and encodes 101 amino acids. NCBI's taxonomy places the organism in Eukaryota, Metazoa, Nematoda, Chromadorea, Rhabditida, Rhabditidae. The transcript has 3 exons. The record is from RefSeq and is a predicted model, not a curated record.